Plectropomus leopardus (leopard coralgrouper) is the source of this 476-nucleotide messenger RNA. Lineage: Eukaryota; Metazoa; Chordata; Actinopteri; Perciformes; Serranidae. The record is from RefSeq and is a predicted model, not a curated record.
CAUGUCCUGGUGGCAGCAGCGCUUCCUGCAGUAACCAUGGGAAAUGUGAUGAUGGUCACCUUGGUAACGGUACCUGUGCCUGUGAUGCAGGUUUCAGGGGUGUGGCCUGUGAGCUGUGCAUGGACCGUUUCUAUGGAGAGUCCUGUAAAGCCUGUAACUGCUCAGAACACGGAUCAUGUGACGAUGGACGCAAAGGGUCAGGCGCCUGUUUCUGUGAGGCUGGCUGGACCGGAGAGCGCUGCGAGACGCCACAGGCUGAAGUGUUUGAGUGUUCUCCGUCCUGUUCUCCGAAAGCCGUCUGUAAGGAGAAUAACACCUGUGUGUGUCAGCGGUAUUACAUAGGAGACGGAUACACCUGUACAGGUAAAUACACACCAACACAACCAGUCUGCUGACUGGACGCAUCUGAAAAACACAAAUUUGUUACAUUUGUACGUUUCUUCCAAAAAUCUUAGUGUGGCGUUAUAUCUGAGCUG